Molecule: messenger RNA, 672 nt
Organism: Plasmodium relictum
Lineage: Eukaryota; Apicomplexa; Aconoidasida; Haemosporida; Plasmodiidae
Gene: RPS6
Product: apicoplast ribosomal protein S6, putative
Exons: 2
Coding region: 1-672 (223 amino acids)
Biological process (GO): translation
Cellular component (GO): ribosome
Molecular function (GO): rRNA binding; structural constituent of ribosome
Source: RefSeq, a predicted model, not a curated record
AUGCAUAUUUUUUUUAAAUGUUUUUCUUUUUUUUUAUACUUUUUUCUAUUAGUACAUGUGGAUAUAUAUAAAUCUUAUAAAAUUCAAAAAUUAGAUAAAAAUUAUUUUCAAAAUGUAAAUAAAUAUAAUAAAUAUUUUAUUUUUAAUAAAAAUGGGAAGUAUAAGAAAUUGAAAAUUUUCAAAAAAUAUAAAUUACAUGGAUCAUUAAAUGACUAUAUUUAUAAAUUGUUAAUAAAAAAAUUUAAGAAACAAAAAGAGAAAAAAGAUGUAAACAUAUAUAAAACAUUACAAUCAGCUAAAAGAUCAUAUAAUAUUGAUUUUUUAUUUUCUUGUAAUUACCAAAUAAAUGAAAUAAAACAAAAAUUAGCAGAAUAUUCGUAUGAACUAAAGUUAAUUGAUGCAGAAAACAUAAAAAUAAUGUAUCUAGGAAAAAAAAAAUUAGUUAGACCAAUUAAAAAACAACUAGAAGGAUAUUAUAUUUUAUUUUCUUUUGAAAUUUAUCCUUCUUUGAUUAAAGACAUAUCAGAAAAAUUAAAACUUCAAACACAUGUACUAAGAUUUUUAAUAACAAAGAACGAAAAAGAAUCUAGAAGCAUUGAAUUCAAAGAAGAUGAUUCAAUAAGAGAAUCUCUUUUAAAAACAGAACAAAUGUUUUUUAAAAAAGUAUUUUAA